CAUAAAUACUGCCUUCAACACUGACUUCACCAUUGCAUUUUACUGUAGUCAGACAGUACAUCUUAUUAUUAAAUUCACGCUAUCAAGAUGAGAGGUCUUUUAGCCCUUAUGGUUGUGUGUGUGGCUUCAAAUUUUGUCAGCUGUGAAGUGACAAUCUACAGCCCAAUGGAUAAAGUGCUGGUUCUGAGUGUGCCCCAUGGUCCACAAGCUCCGUCCAAUGUCUCGCUGGUCUGUGGCGAAGCCUACAAGGACCAGGACGUGGUUUGGAAGAAAAAUGGCCAGAGCACGAGGUAUGUGGGGAACCAGCUGACGGUCAGAGUGGAAGAGAUGAUGGCAGGGAACUUCUCCUGCCACCUGCGCCGCGACGGAAGCUACCUGAACCACACCCUGGUCCUGGUGCAGCUAAACCCCGACAACGAGACCGUCCUGCUGGAAAAGCUGCCAGGGAGCAGUGAUACUCAGCACAUCCAGUGUUCAGGAAACAACUACAGUGGCUCCUUCAACUGCAGGUGGACCAAGACACGUGAGAACGCUGCUGUGCUGCUGGUGAAGGCAGAGCGUAACUCGACUGCGAUCGCCUGCGAGGUGGAAGCGGACGGUUCAGGAGUCCGGUGCAAUGAGAGAGGCUGCGUGAAACAAGAGGAACGCCAUUUCAUCGACUUCAGCGUCUACAUCUACAGCAACGCCCGGCUGGAGAAGUACUCUAGGGUGUUCUUCCUGAGAGACAUCGUGAUUCCCGGGCGUGUCACCAACCUCCGGUUGGAGGGGGAGAAGUUCCUCUGGGAGGAGCCUGAGUUCUGGGAGAGGCCCUGCUCCUACUACCAAUUGCAGUUUGAGGUGAAGCGGGUCCAGCAGGGCGCCAGCUGCCAGGGUUGCCCCGCUUUGAAAGAGAAAACCGAAAUCAUGGGCGAUAAAAGCUUUCCCAUUUACAAGAAAAAACCUAAGAAGUACGUGUUCUGCGUUCGGGCGCAGGACAAGUACACAGGCGCCCCAUGGGGAGAGUAUUCUGAGCUGGCUGUGUGAAACAAUCACCAAGGAUACAACUGAACGCAUUUGAAGGAACCACGACAAAAUUGGUGCAGAUAAAGUAUUCAAAGAAAUUAACUUAAACCAUUGACAUAAAUUGUACUUCCUGUAAAUGUGUUAAGUAUUUAUGAUUGCUGUUUUCACUGUGUUAUAAAAGCUUUAAAAUGUGAUAUUAAAACUGAAGU
Messenger RNA from Gadus chalcogrammus (walleye pollock), 1211 nucleotides. Its product is annotated as interleukin-12 subunit beta-like. The coding region runs from base 88 to 1023 and encodes 311 amino acids. Lineage: Eukaryota; Metazoa; Chordata; Actinopteri; Gadiformes; Gadidae. Gene Ontology annotation, molecular function: protein binding. The record is from RefSeq and is a predicted model, not a curated record. The transcript is spliced from 9 exons.